AGGGAAGAUGACCCAAAGGCGACCUGACGUUCCUUUCCGACGGAGCUGCCAUUCCGCGGGCGGCCGCCAGGGGGUCCCCGCACGCGCCUCCGCAUGGUAGCCGCGCGCCGGGUGCCGGUGGGGGCUGCUUUGGAGCGGCGGCGUCUGCAGCUGGAGUCCCGCGCUCGCUCGCCCGCGCGCUCGUUGAGACCGCGCGCGCUGGCCCGGGAGCCCCUCGCUGGAUCCGCGAGCGUCGCCCCUCCUGCCCCGAGCUCAUCCUCUUCCUCUCGCGCCGCCUGCAGCUGCCCCGGCGCGGGGAGCCGACAGGGCCCUCGGGGCUGAAGGUAGAAACCCCACGGAAGAAACAUGAGGUUCCCCUGGAAAUCAUUCAAGAGGAAGAUGGAAGGGGCUGUCUAAAAAGAGAUUGAAAGCUGCAGACCGCAAGACUGGGGCCAGAGGGCUGGCAGUGGAAAACCCUGUUGGGUUGUGAUCUCUCAUUGAAAAGUCCCAGUUGCCUUUUUGCUUCCUGCAGGAGGAAGGAAGCGAAGGAGAAGACCAUGUCCAUAGCCUUGAAGCAGGUGUUCAACAAGGACAAGACCUUCCGACCGAAGAGGAAAUUUGAACCUGGCACGCAGAGGUUCGAACUCCACAAACGGGCUCAGGCAUCCCUCAACUCAGGCGUGGACCUGAGGGCAGCUGUGCAGCUGCCCAGCGGGGAGGACCAGAACGACUGGGUGGCGGUGCACGUGGUGGACUUCUUCAAUCGGAUCAACCUCAUCUACGGUACCAUCUGUGAGUUCUGCACUGAGCGGACCUGCCCUGUGAUGUCAGGGGGCCCCAAAUACGAGUAUCGGUGGCAGGAUGACCUCAAGUACAAGAAGCCGACUGCACUGCCAGCCCCCCAGUACAUGAACCUUCUCAUGGAUUGGAUUGAAGUCCAGAUCAACAAUGAGGACAUAUUUCCAACGUGUGUGGAAAGAGAUGACGAGCAGGAUGUGUCACUAACGCCCCAUCUUACCCUACGGAAGAAAGAGGAAAAGCUGUUUCCUCCUGGAGUCCCGGGCCAGCAGGAGGGAGACCUCCCUGGCUGAAAAGGCGCACCUACUUCCAGGAGCAGGCAAGCUGGAGACCAGCGGUGACUCCUGAGAGAUGUUCCCCGCUCACUUUGUGUGCUCUUAACCCUCUGAGUGCUGCUAGCCGUGACCUGUGGACCUGGCCAGGAGAGAAGGACGGCCCCUCACCCAUCCUGGAGGAAGGAAGCCUCUGCACUUACAUGCGUGUCGCAGUUCUGCCUGUGACCUGCCACCUAAGCUUUACUGGAAUUCAGGUUUUGAGACUGAGAUACUUAUUUGUACUUUUCCACUUACCUGUCUCGUCAGCCGGCUGCCUUUUCUGUAACGUGUUUUCUAAGUACCCAGUGAAUUUUGGAACUCUGGAUGCACAGCCAGUUUUUCUCUAACAAGCCUUCCUGUGCGGUCCCUACAGGCUCUGGCCCUGAUGCCGUGGUCUUGGCUGGGAGGUCUGAGGCCCGUCCCACAGCAUCAGUGCAAUUUCCCCCAUAAGCAGUUUUACCAGGGACCACUCCACGGGGUGGCUUGUCUUGCCCCAGAUAGGGUCUGCACACUUUCUUUGCAGGGAAGAGACUGGUCUCUAGCCUAAGGCUAACUAGUUACCAGUUCACCCUCAACAGAAUGUGUUUUUUAUAACCACACCAUUCCUUGUCUCUUCCGUUCAAGAUAUUUUUUUUUCCCUGUUUCCCUGAAGAGAGAAAUAAAAGGAAGUUACAAAUGACCAAGAAUGAUCAGCAGAUGCCCUGAGCCAAAUUAGUGCAGUGUUUGUUCAUUAUUAAAGGGUGUGGUGGCUGUCUUCACACAAUACUGAAAUUUCAGUGAAAAAAAAAAACCCAACAAAAGUACAAUGGGUAAUUUGGUGCCUGUAGCUGAAAUGCCCAGCCCAUUGAUUCGUAAUCUUCCCAGCCGGCCCUCUGAGCUUCUAGAUCCAGCCGAUGUUUUCUUCCUCUUCCUCCACGCUCUCCCUUCCUCUGCCCUAUGAUAUUAUGGCACAAAGUUAAUUUCUGCCCGGAUGAUGCUUGUGCCACAGUUGCCAAGGUAACAGUGGAGCUGGAGCCAACUUCCUUCUCCCAUCCUUCCCAGUGUUUCUAUCCCAGUAGACAGAAUCAUUCUGUGCUACAUCCUGCCUUUUGAAAGCUAAGUGACUUUUAGCUGAAGCAAUGUUGCCUUCUCUGAUUCAUUCGCAAAACUGUGGUGGUCCUGAGAGCCUAUGACUAGGGGGUGAUGAUACUUCCAGUGAGCAUUUGAAUUCGACAAAAUAGCAGUUGGUGGAGGGAUGUAGAUAAGAAUGUAUUAGGGCAUUUCAAUGUAAUACUGAUUAAAGAAUAACUCAACAACUCUGA
Molecule: messenger RNA, 2392 nt
Organism: Eubalaena glacialis (North Atlantic right whale)
Lineage: Eukaryota; Metazoa; Chordata; Mammalia; Artiodactyla; Balaenidae
Gene: MOB3B
Product: MOB kinase activator 3B
Exons: 3
Coding region: 537-1070 (177 amino acids)
Biological process (GO): signal transduction; positive regulation of protein phosphorylation
Cellular component (GO): nucleus; cytoplasm
Molecular function (GO): protein kinase activator activity
Source: RefSeq, a predicted model, not a curated record